GGGGAGUGGAGCGGGGGCAGUUGGAGCGACACGGGGCUCCUGCCUGGCCUCCGCCUUCCUCUCCCCGCCCCCGCCCCGGUCAACCCAUCUCCCCAGACUCAGCUUCCAAACAAAGAAAAUAUUUUAUUGCCACCGAAUGCAGCAAACUAAGAAUCAUGGAUCUGAAAUUCAAUUCCUCUCGAAAAUAUGUUUCUAUCAGCGUACCUUCAAAAUCCCAAGCUAUGUCACCCCACAUCAAAUCAGUAGAUGAUGUAAUAGUCCUUGGUAUUAAUCUCAACAAAUUUAACAAAGCUACUCAAUUUUUCAUUUGUGUUUCUGGCGUCUUUCUGUUUUAUCUCAUUUAUGGAUAUCUACAGGAACUGAUAUUUUCAGUGGAGGGUUUUAAACCCUUUGGCUGGUACCUUACCUUAGUGCAAUUUGGCUUUUAUUCCGUUUUUGGACUCAUAGAAUUACAGCUUAUUCAGGACAAAAGGAGACGGAUCCCAGGCAAAACCUACAUGAUAAUAGCUUUUCUAACAGUGGGGACAAUGGGUUUAUCAAAUACCUCCUUAGGAUAUCUGAAUUAUCCUACACAAGUAAUCUUCAAGUGCUGUAAACUGAUCCCAGUUAUGAUAGGAGGAGUCUUUAUACAAGGAAAACGUUAUAACAUUGCAGAUGUUUCCGCCGCAAUAUGUAUGAGCUUGGGCUUAAUAUGGUUUACUCUAGCCGAUAGCACAAUUGCACCGAAUUUCAACUUGACAGGUGUGGUCCUUAUAUCACUUGCCCUCUGUGCAGAUGCAGUUAUAGGAAACGUACAGGAAAAAGCUAUGAAGUUGCACAACGGCUCAAACUCUGAAAUGGUUUUGUAUUCCUAUUCAAUAGGUUUCCUGUACAUUUUAUUGGGGCUGACAUGCACUAGUGGCUUAACUCCUGCAGUAACAUUUUGCUCAAAGCAUCCAGCUCAAACAUACGGCUAUGCGUUCUUGUUUUCCUUGACUGGCUAUUUUGGAAUCUCUUUUGUCCUGGCUUUGAUUAAAAUCUUUGGGGCUCUUUUAGCUGUAACAGUCACAACAGGAAGAAAAGCAAUGACGAUUGUACUUUCUUUUUUGUUUUUUGCAAAACCAUUCACAUUCCAGUAUGUUUGGUCAGGCUUAUUAGUUGUCCUUGGUAUAUUUCUCAAUGUUUACAGCAAAAACAUGGAUAAAAUCAGGCUGCCUUCACUACGCAGUCUCUGGAAUAAAUCUGUUGAAGACAGAAAGACAAGGACGUUGUCCCAAACUGUGUAGACUGUGGCUUCUGCCAUUUCCUGCGCUGGACUUUUCAUUUCUGUUACUUUGUUGCAAUAGUCUCCAGCUGAUUCAUUUUCCAAAGGGAAUGAUACUAAAACCAAAGGAGUCGAAGGCAUUUUGUCCACUUCUGGAUGGCUGAUGUCAACAUUUCUGUGAUAGCCUUCGCUUUGGAGCACUUGGACCUCAUCCUCGGAGUGGGCUUAGCCUGGAUAGUGCCAUUUGAUAAUGGGCUUUGAAGGAGAGUAGUUCUUGGAAGAGCUGCUGGAAUCCUCACUCCAAAUGGAGCAUUUGGGAGAGGGUGUGUGAUUUAAUUUGGGCAUUUUAAUUGUAUCAAAGAUGCUGAUGCUGCUGAACCUAUGGGUCUUUGCGUUUUAUUGUUGGGAGCAGUUUAUUUAAAUGUAAUGUUGUAUUGAACCUUAAUAGAAACUAAUCAGAACUCUGUUGAAAAAAACAAAGUUUAAGCCCGCAAGGUUGAAAUCAUUAUGCCAUAAUCCUUUUUAAAAUAAAAAAUAACAUUUCGGUUUAUAAAGAAAACUUUUGUUCA
Elgaria multicarinata webbii is the source of this 1812-nucleotide messenger RNA. It is a transcript of the gene SLC35B3, whose product is annotated as solute carrier family 35 member B3. The record is from RefSeq and is a predicted model, not a curated record. Gene Ontology annotation, molecular function: 3'-phosphoadenosine 5'-phosphosulfate transmembrane transporter activity. NCBI's taxonomy places the organism in Eukaryota, Metazoa, Chordata, Lepidosauria, Squamata, Anguidae. Gene Ontology annotation, cellular component: endoplasmic reticulum membrane; Golgi membrane. Gene Ontology annotation, biological process: transmembrane transport. The coding region runs from base 156 to 1265 and encodes 369 amino acids. The transcript has 10 exons.